AUGACAUCAUCUUUGGAUGUAACACCAGAAAACUUUGUUCGUGUUGUUCAUAUGCUUUAUCAUGAUCAAGAUGCUACAAGAAAAAAAAUACCUUCAGAAUGGUUACUUAAUGUUCAAUCAUCGCUUUAUGCGUGGUCACUUGCCGAUCAAUUAAUACGAAUGAAUGAAAAUUCUGAAGUAACUUGUCUUUCAGCUCAAAUUCUUCGACAUAAAAUUCAACAUAAUUUUGAUGAACUACCGGUAGAACAUUGUAAAGCUUUAUGUGAUUCUUUACUUGAUCGUUUAUCUCGAAUAGAACUUACUCGUAAUACAACAGUGCGUGUUCAAUUAGCUGUUGCAACGGCUGAUUUAGCUCUUCAAUAUGUUGGUUGGGAAAAACCAGUUGAAGAUGUUGUUGAAAAAUUAAAAACAUCGAGUGAACAUAUGUUAACAUUACUUGAAUUUCUAACCGCACUACCUGAAGAACUCAAUACAUCAACAAUAAGAAUCGGAGAAAAUCGUCGUCAAUAUUGUCGAGAAAAAUAUUCGAAUUGUGGAAAACAAAUUCAUGAAAUAUUAAUAUUUCUUCUACAAGUUAAUCCUUCACAUAAUGAAUUAUUAUUUAUUGGUAUUCUUAAAUGUUUUGCAUCAUGGAUUACUAUAACAAGCAUUUUAUGA
Messenger RNA from Rotaria sordida, 657 nucleotides. NCBI's taxonomy places the organism in Eukaryota, Metazoa, Rotifera, Eurotatoria, Philodinida, Philodinidae. The record is from the annotation of a GenBank genome assembly.